Molecule: messenger RNA, 198 nt
Organism: Penicillium digitatum Pd1
Lineage: Eukaryota; Fungi; Ascomycota; Eurotiomycetes; Eurotiales; Aspergillaceae
Source: RefSeq, a predicted model, not a curated record
AUGAUCUCCCAUCUGAGCGAGACGAAUAGCCUGACAGUUCGGGAGACAGACGAGGCUGGAAACCCUACUGCAACCUACGUCUACUCGGGAGAUGUCGCUUCCUCGAUCACUUCCUCGAAGACACCGGCUGGCCGAGUAGAUGUAAUAGUCGGCAUCCCGGUUAAUGUCCUGGGAUACCUGCCAAACACUUCAGAAUGA